CAAACCGAACACGCGCGCGCACGCUCCCGUCGCACUGUUCCCGCAUCCCGCUGGAUGGUGACGGAUGGUGACGGAGUGUUUGCUCCCUGUGCCCACCUCAACCCCAAUAAAAAGGCAAAAGUGUGUGAGUGUUAUUUCAGGGUUCGAUCCGAGCUUCUGAGUGUGCUGAUGUGGCCUGGCCCCAUCACAGGUCGUAUGCAAAUGUGUGUGCCAGCUGUCGGUGAAACCGCGUGAAACCGAAGACAGUAUUAAUCGUUUUCAUGCAGGCUAAAACCAAAGUGCAGUGCAGAGUGUACAAUUGCCACCGUGUCAGUGGUUCGCCAAUCAAUCAGUGUGUUGAGCAAAUGGGUGCGUAAGUGUGUGUGUGUAUGUGUGUGACAGACGAAGUACAUGAUGUACCAUAUGGGUAGUGCCGUUGCUAGUGAACGGUCCAGCUGGGACGAUGGCAGCUGGAGGUCCUCCUCACCCCGAAGUCCACGGCGCGGUCGGCUGUACACUCGUACACAGAUAGGUGCACAACCCGUGGUGCACUAAAGGUUAAACUCUUUGAGGCGAGGCGACAAACGACAGGCAGCAAAGGCAUAUCUCCUGACCCUCCAAUUCCACUCCCCCGAGGUCCCUUUUCCCCACCUUUUUUUUUCGCCCACCCCUUUUGCGCUCCCCCAUUGUGGUUGAACACGGAUAAUGCCGCUGCGAAAGUAUCGACUCGUCUCGUCCGUGACCGGGAGCAACAGUGGCGGCAGUGGCAGCGCCAACACCUACCAGCACAGCUCGUCCAGCGGUACGUUCACGCUCACGUCCACGAUAACGACCCUGGCCAGUGGUGCCGGUGGCGCCAGUCCGGCGUCCAUCGGACAUCAUCACCACCACCAUCACCAUCAUCAGGCGGCGCAACAGCAGCAGCAGCAGCAGCACUUACAGCUACAAACGGCCAACGUAGCCGUUCUUCAAUCACGUUCGCGCCAUCAGACACAGCAGCAGCAGCAGCAGCAGCAGCUAUCUAACACCCACCAUUAUCACCACCAUCAUCACCAUCAUCACCAUCAGCAACAGCAGCAGCAGCACCAGUACACGCAGCAAGGCGGUGGAACAAUUACAACCGUGCAGGGACAGGCGCGGCUCCCGGCACACUACACGACCCACCAGCCAGCGCUGCUGCAGCAUCACCAACAGGAGCAGCAGCAGCAGCAUCAACAGGCGGUCACGCUAGCAGCGAACCAUCCGCCCCUCCAGCAGCAGCAGCAGCAACAGCAUCAUCACCCGGUACCGGUACAGAUCCUGCAAACGGUCCCCGCGGCGGCACCACCCAUCGUAGACCCGCUGCCCCUCUGUCUCGACGCGAACGGGACGUACCUCUGCACGUCGUACAAUCCACGGUGCUACAUCAUCCAGAAGCUAACGCCAACGCCCGUCAGUUGCAUCACGUACGAGGUCACACCUCUUGCUGCAUCGCAGGUAGCACAACCUGCACUGCUAGCCGCAACCAGUCCGACGGCACCGACUGUAGCAACAUCCGGACCGAGCGUUCAAGCGAUCACGACGAUUGACGAGCGCCUGGUCUACAGUAAAACAGCAUCACAUCCCCCAACACUUACACCCAUUGGUACGGGUACGGAACUGGCCGCUUUACCGCCAAGUCAAGGUAGAAGUAUUGGCAGUAAUAAUCCAAAUCUCCAUUACACCGGCAGAGAAGAUGGACAAGCAUCUUCGGCGGUAGUUCAAAGUGGUAGUGUGAUACUGAAUGUGACUCGAACCGAGGCUAACGAUCGUACCGGAAGUAAAUUUAGUACCAACACUACCGGUAAGGAUUUAGUAAGCAGAAAGCUCGAAAAGGACAAUACGGUUAGUAGUGGCAGUCAAAAGGCUUGUGUUAUUAUUCACACCCCAAAGGAUGUCCAGAACGAUGUGGAGAGUGGGUUUGGUUUAGCCUCCAAACCUGCAGGUGCUGGAACUGAGUUGCUUAGUGUUAUAGAAGCAAUCGGGACGGAGAUAGAUUACGAUGCAAGUAGCAUGGCACAUAACAUUGAAGAUAGUGUUAGUGGCAGCAGUACUGGUGGUAGUAUUGCUUCAGAUUCGUUCCGCAGUCACGGCGCUUAUCGUGUCGGUAGCAUGGGAAUGGCAAAAGUACAACGCAUUCAGCAGCAUUCUGGUGCUGUGGAGUCAACAAUACAGGAGAUAAGUGAAGGCUACGUGCUGAUGAAUGGUGUCGACAACACAACAGGCUUACUGUCCACAAACGCUUCGAGCGCGGUAUACUCUGCCCCCGGCGUGGGAGCGGUCUCGGUCGCCACAGUCAUCACACCGACAGCAGCAGCGGCAAGCACAAUCAUAACCAGCGGAAUGUCCAGCAUGACGAUCGUAGCACAGCAGCAGCAGCAGCCCGCACCACCAGCCGCCCCGCAAGCGGUGGACUACAGUGCCCUGAACGGAACCGCUGCUGCGAACGAAGCAUCGACGGCUGCUUCCAACGCCGCCGCCACACAGGAGUACUACACGGAAGGCGGCACCUCGCCUGCUACGGCGGCGCCCGUUACCAACGCUGCAAUAAUAGCCACGGCCAACACUAGUAAUAAUAAUUACAGCACUCCUGCCCUCGUCAGUAGCCAUCCGCCGAGCAGCAGCAGCAGCAGCAACAAUAAUGGCGUCAGCAGCAGCAGCAUCAUCAACGACGGUGCGACAGUCGUCACGGCCGCCACCGACGUCGGAAAGGUGAUGCUGAUGGACGGCGGGAUGGUGGGGCCGCCAGUAGCGAACAGUGGCGGCGGUAACAUCGUCGUUUCCAGUGAUAACAACAAUCCUACUAGUAGCAGUAGUAGUACCGAACACAACGGGAUGCCUUUAGAGCAGCUGAAGCAGCUGCUACAAACACAGCUUGAUUACUAUUUUUCGCGAGAAAACCUUGCGAACGACACAUAUCUCCUGACACAAAUGGACAACGAUCAGUACGUGCCAAUCUGGACAAUUGCGAACUUCAAUCAGGUGAAGAAGCUUACCAAGGACAUCAAGCUGAUAACGGAGGUGCUGCGUGAGUCCCCGAACGUGCAGGUGGACGAGGACGGCCUAAAGGUGCGCCCGAACCACAAGCGGUGCAUCGUGAUAUUGCGUGAAAUAUCGGACAACACGCCGGUCGAGGACGUUAAGAAUAUUUUCCAAGGCGAAAACUGUCCGCGCUUCAUUUCCUGCGAAUUUGCCCACAACAACUCGUGGUACAUUACGUUCGAGUCGGACGAAGACGCCCAGCGAGCGUUCCGGUAUUUGCGCGAGGAGGUGAAAGAAUUCCAGGGUAAACCAAUCAUGGCGCGAAUAAAGGCCAAACCAAUGAACCGGCUACCGAUCACACCGGUGGGCGGUGUGCCGAUGAAAAAUGGACUGAACGGUUUCCGGACGACGCCGCCGCCGGGUUCGGCCGUCGCGGCGGGCACUGCUGUCGGUGGUGUCAUACCGCCGUCGGCCGCUUCGGCCGCAGCCGCCGCGGCAGCAGCGGCAGCCGCGGCCGCCGCUGCAGUGGGCGGCGUAACGACCGCUGCGUACGACCCGGUACAGACGGCGCCCCUGAAUGCGGCCACCAUUGCGACCUACCCGAAUGGGCAGCGGUACAUACUGCAGCACAAUGCACCGUUGCCGCAGGGCUACAACACGGCCGUGCACAUGUUUCCAUUCCAGCAGCAGCCACUGUACGGCGGCUUCGUGCCAUCGUGGCAGCCAGCUCAGGGCAACUAUUUCGAGAUGAGCCCGUACCUAACGAAUGGCAUGCAGCCGGUGACGGUCUAUCCGGCCAGCGGUGGUGCUGGUGGAACGGCGACAGGUGCUGGCGGCGGCGGCGGUGGUGGUGCGGCUGGCGGUGGCAAACAGCAGAACGGCCGGUACGGUGGAGUGCCGGGCGGUGGCGGUGGCCACCGGCAGAAUCCUCGCAACAAACGCCAAUCGCAGCAGCAGCAGCAGCAGCACGGAGGAGCAAGUAACGAUGGUCAGUCGGUUACAACGAACAGCGGUGUCGCCGGUUCAACCGGUAUGCAUCGGCAGCAGCAGCAGUCGUCGGGCGGCGGCUACCAGGCGCAAAGCGCAGGUAGUGCCGGCGGUGGCGCUGCCACUGGGGCCGCCGGUGUCCAGUCGCAGGUCGCCAGCACGUACCAGGCAAGCGCGGCGGGCGGCGGCGGUGGCAAAAGUGCCGGCCUGCUCGGUGGCAAACCUUCCACGGCCGCCGGCACGACGGCAACAGGUGCGACCGGUAUGGUGUACCUUCCCCAGUACACCCACUACCUGGCAGCCGCACCACUGCAACAUCAGCAGCAGCAGCAGCAGCAACUUUACAGUGGCCAACAGCAGCAGCAAACGGACGGCGGAGCGAUGGAGCUCGUCGUGCGGACGGAUCUGCAGCGGCAGGGCAUGCAGCAGCAGCAGCAGCACGUGUACGAGGACGAAACCGGUGCCAACACGGUGCUGGUAGUGCCCGCCUACACGACGGCCGGCGGCGGACGCAAAAACUCCAGCACAAACGCGUCGAGCGCGACGAUCAUGUCGCUGGACGCCACCCAGCAGCCGUGGGUGCCGAACCAGCCGCGGCGGAACCCGCGCCGACGGAAGGACGAGAUGAUGAUGCCGAUGGACGGCGGUGUUGGUGGGGCCGCGGCCGGCGGCAGCAUGUACGGCAGCAGCAUGCGGCACGGUACGAUCUACAGCGGCAGUAGCAGUAACACUAACAACGGUAGCAGCAGCAGCAGCAGCAACAACGGUGCAGCCAGUGUGAAUAAUACCAGUAGCAAUAAGGUUAUCAUGCAUACAACUAGUCUCAACCAAUUGGCGCCUUCCACCGGUGGAGGAGGAGGGGGAGGAGGUAGCGGGGGCGGUAAAUACCAGGGCCGCGGGGACCGUGGGCGCGGUGGUGAUAAUAAUGGAUACGCCGGCGGUCUCAUCGCGUCGGAGCAUCACGGUGGCGGUGGAUACCACUCGCAACAAGGGCACCAUCGGAAUGCGGCAGCAGCACCGUCUGGCGGUGGUUUGCUCGAUUCCAGUUCUUCCUUUCAGCAGCACGGUGCAGCAGGCGGUGGCCACAAUAAGCAGCAGCAGCUGCAGGAUAUGAUGCACCACACCCAGCAGCAGCAGCAGCAGCAGUACCAUUCGCAUCCAAUGAGUCAGCAACCUCACCUAGGCCAUCAUCAGCAAUCGCAGCAGCAGCACCACCAUUCGUCCUCCUCCUCGGGUGCGAACAUUCACCAAACGCAGCAACACAGCAACACCAGUACCAAUCCUCACGGCCAUCAUAAUCAGCAGGGAGCGGCGGGUCAGCAGUCCCAGCCGCACCAGCAGCAACACCAUGUGUUGCAGCAGUCCUCCCAUCAGCUGCACACGGCGCAGCAACAAUCGCAGGGCUCGGGAUCGCACCAUCAUCAUCAUAGCCAGCAGCAGCAGCAGCAGCAGCAUCACCACUACCACCAGCAGCAGCACCAUCAGCAAGCGAUCGUCGCCACAGGUGGAUCGUCGAACGCUGGCGGCGGUGGUGCUAGUAGCGCAGCCAGCAACGGGGGCGGCAGUACGGCCGCCAGCUCCAACAGUGCCACCACCACCAACAGCAACAACAGCUCCAGCACCACCACCAGCAGCAGCAACAGUACCAGUGUUCAGUUCGAUCUCGAACCAGCGGCAUUUCCGCCCCUUCCGGGCCACGAGGGACGCAGCCUCAUCACGGCAGGGACCGGCGGGACGGCCGGUGGUUCCGCCAGUGGAAACGCCAGUGCGGGCCGCUCCGGCUCGAAAGGGGGUAAUGCUUCCACCGCCGCCGCCGCCACCUACGGCCAAGCAGCGCAGCAGCAUCUUCCGGGCGGUGCUGUAGGCAAUGCUUCCGGAACCAGUGCCAGCAGCUCCACGUCUUCAACCACCGCCCAUCGGAGCGAUGCGUCGGAUGGAGGAGGCGGAGGACUCGCGUCCAGCAGUGCCGCGGCAGCCGGUGGUGCGUCCUCCGGUCUGCUAUCGGGUCCGGCCGCCGCCGCCGCCGCACCACCGCCCGUCGUUUCGGCCUGGGGCGAAAACCAUCGGCUGGCGGACGUCGUCAAGGGUACGGCCAAGGGCGUACGGGCACCGGGUGCGGCGACGGUGGCGGCCAUCGUGGCCGGCACGGCGACGGUGCCGGUCGUUUCCGCCAACAGCAGCAGCAGCAACGAGCUUAGCCUGGGCGGCAAGAGCGCGACGGAGCCGAAAGCGGCCACCAACGAAUCCGGUCCAACGAACAGCAAUGGCGCUUCCGGUGCAUCGGGAACCAGUAACCAGCAGCAGCAGCAGAAUAAUCAUCUACCUGUGAUAAAAGGCAGCACAAAUGCCGCAACGAGUGGUGGCAGUCAAACUGCGUCCACGCUUUCCUCCUCCUCCUUCCACUCCUCCGCCUCGACCGGUACGACGCAUUCGUCGGUCGCUGCCGCCAACAGCGCUGCUCCGGUAUCGACCGGCACCAGUACGGCCGAUAAAUCUACCAAGACUGACGUAUCGUUGUUGCAAAUGGCGGCGCCCUCUGCCACCGCUACGCCGACGACCACCACCUCCCGGGCCACCUCCACCGCGACGCUCGAGAGUGCGGCGUCGGUAGUGAAGGGCGAGGCGGCCGCCUCCGCUCCUCCACCCACGACGGCCAACGCGGCAACGAUGACCUCGACUGAUUUCACUACCAAAUCUUCUUCCUCCGGUACUGCCGCCGCCGCCGCCGCCACCCCAUCCGUCACUUCUGCUGGUGGUAGUGGUGCGGCGAAAAAGCCGUCGACAUCGACCAACGCCGCCACAAACACUACCGCCACCUCCACCAGCCACGCUAACACUUCCUCUGCCGGUAGCAGUAAAUCGUCCACCUCGGCGGCAGCACCACCGCCCCCACCGCCAACCUUCUCGCUGCAGAACCAUCCACCGUUGGUUCCGCACGACAGUACUGCGGCGACGGCCACCGUGCCCGCCGCCACCCCUCAGGUACGGCUGAGCUACGCCCAGGUAGCGCAGCAUCUGGCCGAACAAAGCAAGGACAGCAAGGAGCAGGCGUCGUCGCUUCCGUCCCACAAUCAUCAUCACGGUAGCGAUAAGCUGACCGGCUCUGCCAUGGGUAUCACUACCACCACCGCCGCCAGCAGCUCCUCCGCUUCGUCGGGCGGUGGUGGUGGUGUGGUGGAGAAAGAGAACAGUAAUGCAUUAGCAGCAUCGUCGGAGAGUAACGGCUCGACGGCUGCAGCAGCUUCAACUGCCACCACCGGAGCUACCGUCGCGCACGGUACUGCCGGUGGUAGCGCUGCCGCAGGGAACGGCAACAACAACAACAACACCGGUGGAUUCAUUGGCGUUAGCAGCAAGCGGAAAGAUUCGGGCUCCGGUGGCAGGAGCUCAGCUGGUGGCACCACAGCGCACCACCACCACGGUGAUGGUUUCCGAGAACAACGAGAUACGCGCUACAAUCAGCAACACGGUGCCAGUGGAAACACCAAUGCACGCAACUCCAAAGAUUACCGUCAGUCUUCCGGUGGUGCUGGCGGCGGCGGCGGCGGCCACACCAAUGCCAUCGGCUCUGCUUCCCUCCAUUCCGGUGCCGGCGGGCUGCGCAAUGCCGCACCAGAGCAAAACAACAACAAUCACGCGCAUCACCAAGGAGGAGGAGGAGGAGGUGGAGGUAGAAGUACCGGAAAUUCGGGCAACAGUGGCAAUAACAAUAAUCACCACAGUAAUAACAACAGUGCUGGUGGAGGCGCGCCCAAGUCUGGCGGUGCCCGAUCGGUGCGCAAGGACUACCAAUCGCACCAGCAGCAGCAACAGCAGCAGCAGGCCCACCAGACACACCCGCGCAGUCCCAAAUGAUGGCGCUUAAUAUGGAUCUAAUAUGUGCGCGACACACCGAAUGACUUUCUCUUCACUACACCUACUCUACGACCUACCAGAGUGCGGCGGAGCACGUGCGAAUUAUGAAUCAGCCCUUUGCUUGCCGCUGCCACCGCCCCUCCCCAGUACCAUUGUGUUUUAGUGUAUGCGCUUAAAAUAUUAUGGCUUUUCCGGCGAUCCGGCGGCUGAGGCGGCUAGUAUAUAAGUUCGGGCGAAUGUGGCGAAGACAGUAGCGCAAUAUACAGCGUGUGUGGGUAUUGCGAGAAUAAUGCAUAAUUCCGUGGGAUGCAUGGGAAAACGGAGAAAGAGAGAGAGAGAGAAAGAGCGGGGUACGUUUAGGUAGAAACGAUUGUGCGGAUUGGCCAUUACACAAGCAGCGAAAAUGUGGGUUGGGAAGAGCAUACUUUCAUUAUUGAGUUGGCGGAACAAGAAAAAAAAAACGAAGGAUAGGAUCGGUUAGGAGUUAUUGUUUUCCUAUCAAGUACAAUUUAUGAAAAUUCACUUCAUAAAUUGAUUGAAGUGAUACACUGUACACUAGUUCGAGUGAUUCAAACAGAGCAUGAUCAUACUAUAAACGCACCAUGGGAGAAGGAGCAGCAGUGUGUGUGCCUUUUGUUACGCAUCUGUUCUGGAUACACUUUGAUGAAUAAUUUGGGAUUUCUUUUUUUUAUAAAAAGUAACACUGGAAGUACGUAAAAAGCAAAAAAAAAAAAUUGCAAGUACGUAUAGAGUGGGAAGUAAAUCCUGAUAAAAAUCAAAUUGAUAAACGAAUGUGUGCAAAACGAUCGAAAUGCUCAGAGUGUAUAGCUAUGGUUUAUGAGGGAAUGUAAACACACAGACCAAUCAAUAAUCAUCACACGAAUCUCAAAACAGUAGAGCGUAGAGCUCCAUGUAUGUAGAUGCAGUUUGGUUUUAUAAUACACACACACACAUACACGUGAAAGAAGCUGCCAAUCAGGGCAUGUAGAAGCAUACUUAAAGUGCUUGCUUAAGUAGUUGUCAAAUAGGCCCCGGCAAAUACCGUCGUCGAUAUGCUCUAGCCCUCGCUCUCUCUCUCUCUCUCUUUCUUUGUGUCGGUUAAUAAUAGCAACCGAUAAGGGUAGGAGGAGCGUAUCCCAUAUGUAUCCUUGCAUUAAAUAAAUAAUCUAGCCUCGGAGAGGGGUUGCCGCAACCAGCAAGCAAAAGCCAGAUAGUGAUCCCUAGUCCCCUGCAAGGCGCACAUACACCUGCGUCUCCCGCAGAGCGUAAGAGAAAAGCCACAGCAGCCGGCUCCACUUCGGUCCACUUCCUGCGAAGGAGUGGGUGGGGUGUUAAUGGGGAGGGUGUGGUGAAACCCAUUUCAUUUGUGGGUGUUGUAGUGAGAGAGUAGCAAGAGAGAAAGGUUCUAGUAGGUGGUCCAUUUGUUUCAUUGUUUAUGUAUGUUUCUUUUUUCGUGCGUGCGUCGCGAGCGCGCCCCGUGUGUGUUGUGUUUGAACAUAUGAUGAUGAUGAUGGAAGAGUGUAUCGGAUUAUCACGCAAAGACCGGAAAAAAACAAGAAAAGGAAAGAGAGAGAGAGGAUGCAUUAGCAUAGUGAGGAGGGUUUAAAACUGAUAACCGCUAUCGCUAAUGCAAACGCUUUAGUCUUGUUUAUUUAUGCCUUACUCUACAACACACACACACACACACACACACACGCGAGUGCGUGCGCUCCCCCCAACGCGGCUCACGCAACAGUGAGAUGAAUUAUUUGUUUUAGUUUUUUUUUGUUUUUUUUUCUGCAAUUCGUUCUGUUACUUGUUUUUCUCUUGGAUUUAAGCGCAUUAGGAAGAGAGCGAGAGAGAGAGAAAGCCCGAAACAACUUAUCAUUAUUUACUUUAUUAAUUAUUACUAUUAUCUUUAUUGGUAUUUCUUAAAUACGAUAUGAUUGCUACAAUUAGUAACUGGUAACGUUAAACACACACACACACACCAACCCCCUAUUGAGAUACUUUUUAUUGCAAUUCUUUGUUAAUUUGUUGAUAGUCGAUAAUCGAUCGCGCGCGUGAUGAUGGGGGGGGGGGGGAUAUUUUUUCGGGUCUGGGAAACCAACGAGAGAAAGUGUGCGUGCGUGCGUGUGCCCUCCGUCAGAAAAAGGGGGGCUAAGGGCAUUGCCCAAUAAGAGAACGGAAUUCUGCUAAGCGUAAGCGUUGGAAGCGAUUGUGAGCGAUAAAACGUGAAAGCAGAAAGAUCGAAGCAGAAGAAAGGGCAGUGUGUUCCAAACAAAAAAAAGAAGAAGAAAAACAUUGUUACUCAAAAAGCGCUGUGUGUUUAAACUGAAGCUAAUUGUUGCUUCGCGCUUAUCGUGGAGUGUGGAUGAACCUCAACCGAUAUUGAACGAGACACACACACACACUAAAAUCCAGAGGAAAGAGACACGCAAUGCAUAUAUAUCUAUAUUCUCUCUGUUCGUUAUACCUGUAUAUAAUCAAAGCAGAUGAUUAAGGUUGAGAUGAGCAGCCCCAGAAGCAGCAGUUGCAGCUGCAGCUGCAAGUUCUGCCAAAAACCGUCUGGACCAUUUGCUAGUGGUCGAAAAAAAAAAUAAUAACGAAGAAACAAACAAAACAGCACUAGUUAAUAGCAAGAAAAAAAAAACAACAACAACCUUGGUUUAGUUUAUAAAGACAGCAGACACACACACUCGCCGGAGAGUGGUGCCUCCUCGGUGACUAGUUGUAGGGCGGACGGAUUGAAUUUUGUUUUUGAAUUGCAAAACAAAUUGUCUAAGUUUAGCUGGAAGGAAAAAAAACUGCGCUACCGAAAUGUUAGGAAAUGCUUUCGUGCAGAUUAAUGUGCGAGAAAGAAAGGAAGGAGAAGCAAGCUACUGCCGUCAAUACUGCAAACAUACACAGAAUUACACGAUACACACACACAUAUAGGGCAUAAUUUUAUAGGCUGAGCAGUAUGUGUGUGUGUGUGUGUGUGUUUGCCAGGGUAUACCGGGGAGAUGGUAGUGUUUUGGAUCAACUAAGCUAGUGAUGCAUCUAAAUUGAUAAGACUAAGAGAGAAGGAAAGUGCAGUACGGAAAUCGAGGAAAUUCCUUUUAGAAACACACACAAACACAUACACCGAUCUUACCAUCCCUAUUAGCAUGCGACAGAAUCGUUACAUUUUUACCACAAGAGCGCAAACACAAAUGGAAAUCAUCGAUGCUUUACGAUAAUAGAAUCGUCAUCCGAAUGCUGCCGCCUACAUUUUAUGCUCUGUGCUGUGCUCGAUAGCGAUAGGGAGGAGGGAGCGUCCAGUGAGCGAACUAUAUGAGAACUAGCUCUAACAACUAGGAUUGAUUGCGCUGUGCCGAAGAAGAGCUUAUCUGCUUAGUUUUUAGCUGAAUCUUUUUAACAAUUGAUCGAUUGAUUGGAUCCCAUGCGUGACAUGAUUCGAUCGUUACAGGAGGUUUUUUUUUCUUAUUGUAAUGGCCAUUCAUACAUCCAGUCAUCAAUCCAGUUGCGAUUUGAUCUCACGUUGCCCCACGCCUAGGGAGUAAAAAUCACAGUUUACAUGUGCUUCAAGAGAGCAGCAGCACUACUGCGAGAGGAGGAGAGUAGGCGUCAGGAAGCUUUAUCUGCUAACAACCACUUCAGUUGUGUUCUGAUACUGUUUUAUCCAUUUCCCAGCUAUUUUCUAAUAAUUGUUUGCUUACAUUCCUUAUUCUUUUUCUCUCGCUAAUGAAGCAGCUUGUCACAGUGCCCUUCUUUGAUUAAAUACUCCUAUAUGAACUUCUUCAAAGUAUCACAGAACUUCUCACGCAGUUCAAAGUAUCACAGUUAAUUCAUCUUUCGAAAUUUUGAAGCAAAUCGAAAGGAUUUAAGCUUCUCCACUGUUGCCUCAAGACUCCAAUCGUAGUGUAGCAGUAGUGCUGUUGUCUUAAUCGAUUCCCAACCUCCCGAAGAGUAACAUACAGAUACAUACAAAUUCGCAGGGCUACUAAGCACAUAAUAAUGCACUCGAACAGUAAUGCGCCAGCGCGUUGCGUCUUUCAAACCGGUUCAAACGAAAACUAAACUAAAACGCACAUCAGGUUUAGUUUUAGAUCGCUGUAUCGUUUUGCUGCGCUGCGGUUUAGAUACAACACUAGCUUUUAAGCAAACCAAAUAUGGAUUUCAUCGUACCUUCGUUUCAUUUGAUGGGGUCGUGUGUGUGCGUGUAUGUCCAUAGACACGAAGUUUGUUUGUGCGCACACACACACUGCUCUUGUGGUAAAGCAUUCUAAGACGAGAUUUCGAGCAGGACACAGGAGGAGCAAGAGCUUUCGUUAGACACACUGUGUGCGCCUUCCACAACACAAACACACACUACACUACGCACUAUAAAAAUAUGUUCUUUUUUAUGUUUUUUUUUCGAUUUUUUCUGAUCCGUAAUAAAGAUAUGUUGAUGAUGAGUACGAAACCACGAAGCUGGCGGAAGCGAAACUUCGAUUUGAGCGCGUGUUCGUUUUAUCCGGUUCGAAAGAGAGAUGCUUUUUUUUUUGGUUCUUUUGUCACUGUAGUAGUUUUUGUAUUCUGUUGGGGUUUGUUUGUUUGUUUUUUUUUUUGGAGCGAAUAAUAAUGCCUUACAUCUUUUUGAUUUUCUGAUUUUGCGUGAGGACAUUUCGGUUCUCUUCUCUCAGUAGCUGUCCCGCGACCACGCGAUCUUAAAAACAAUCACACACACACACACACCCAUACACACCGAACGAUUACAGCCGGUUACGUUUGUCUUAUCUAUUGGUAGUUAAAGCUUUAGUAUAAAGAGAGAGGAGCAGCAAAUGUGGAAGAAGAAGGAUACCAUAGGGGGGAUGUGUUUCCGUUCGAUUGUUGAGGUGUGGGCGUGUUGAGAUAGUGUACCGCAGAAAGCAGAAGAUUUAGAUAGUAUGCUAAUGCUCUCCGUCUCCGGCGACGGGCGGGUUCGCAUGAAGACACCUUUUAGAGACUGCAAAACACAUACAGACGACACACACACACACACACACGUGCGUACAGAGCUGGAGUCAGACGUUCGAUGCUGUAAUAGCUAGUGAUUUCUUGACUACUGUUUGUUUCCCCUUGGAGAAACCCCUAAAUCAAAGCCGCCACUCGCAUUGAUCGACGAAUGCAAAGAAAAAAAGAAGCGAUACCAGUAGUUUGGUUACACACGAAAUGAUGAGGUGUACGCGAGGAAGGAAAAAUAGUGGCGGAAGACAAAAAAAACUAUUAUAUACAACUGUAGGUUAGCUUUGUAAUAGAAUUGUCGGAGCACACACAUAAGCAUACUACAAACACACAACGCUCUCCCAGCUGUGUGUCCGGGAAAGAAUGUGAAAGGAAUGCAGGGGAGAAGCAGCAAACAUAAAGGAGACGUGUGCAACACAGCAACACAAAUUAUGAUGUCGUUCUUGUGUUUGAUGAAACGAUAAUGCAAACAAAAAGCAUACAGUGUUAUGAAAAGUCAUACCGAGACAAAGGAUAUGCAUAGGCGCAAGGUAUAAUAUAUAGUUGUUGCUGUGUGUGUAAUAACUGCAAGUGAGCUGUGCAAGCGCCCCCCACCCGGGCAGUGGUCGAAAGGAGGGAGAGGGGGAAUGUGUGUGGUACGGUGUAGUGGUAAACUAAAGAAUACUUAGAUUUAAACGCGGAAGAGAUACAAUAUCGAAGGUAGUAGAGCAGAGAGAAAGAUGUAUGGAUUAUAUAUAUAUACAUAAAAAAUAUAUAAAUGUAAGGGAAAAAAGUAUAUACAUUAUAUAUAUACAUUACUAUAUACACAACUCUAAUGAUAAAAAACAAAAACAAAAACAAAAAACAAUGAUUAAAACGUAAGGCACACAUCGUUGAUAGAAAAGUAACAACAACAAAAAAAAAGAGAAAGAGAAAAGGACAUGUUACUACAUACGAAGUAAAACAAAGCAACAAAACAAAAGAAAGAACACAAACAAACAAACAAAAACCUUACCAUAGCAGGGUUUCUUAUACGCGCGGAAUGAUACAACGCGAUGACAGAGGAUGAAGGGCAGAGGGAAGAAGUCUGGCAAAGACUGAAACGCACGCUACCGUUGCGGGAUGGAGGUAGGGAGAACGCGAGCAAUCGAUAAGAAGAAGAGGAACACAUACACAUAAUACACACGAAUAUCCUUUCAUCCUUUUGCGAUCAACAAGGGGAAAGAUACAUAAAAAGUGCUGCCACACAACAAAUACACACACUAGUUCGGUAGAGUCGGUAAUGGUGAUAAAGUUACUGUUGAGAAGGAGAAGUGUGGAAUGUUAAGAGAGCUGGGGUGGGUAGAGAAAAGUUGAGAAUAAGAGUGGAAAAUCUAUGAAAAAAACACACAAACAUGUGGUAGUAGGAUGUAGUAGGUUAAAUGAAAAAAGGAAAUGAAUUAAACAAUACCAACAAACAACGCAAAAACCACACACUCACACACAGCAAGGGAGAUUGCAAAAAAGAAAGGAUAAAACAAAAUAGAAACAAAACGAAAACAAUGAAUGAUAAUAUAAACCAUUACAAAAAGGAAUACACACACACACACACUAAUACAUUGGCUAGAAAGACUGCAGUAAAAAAACAAGAAAACAAAUAGAUAACCACGCUCAAACAGAGGAGGCGGAGCAAAUCACGCCAAGAAGCGUCGUUCGGGUGUAAACAGCUCCCCAAGUCAUGCGAGUGUAGUAAACGCCAGACAGAGCCGCGGCGGAACCAAAAACAUGUGUUUAAACCUAAUGUGUAGCUUAAAAAUCAAAAAAAGUAUCUAGGAAGCGCGUAUUAAUAGUAGCCGCCGCGCACCACACGUUCGACGUCGCCAAAACAACAACACACUCACACACUCAUCUGAAAAAAACGUUGAUAUAUGUGGUGAAGGGAAGGGUGUGUGGAGCACGUGGGAAAUGCAUUCAAAUGCAUCCACGACGUGUGACAGCUCUUUCUCUGUUGCCCAUCUACAAACAACAGUUGCCAGCCCCUCUACACACAACACAACAAACCUACUAGCAUCCCUCCCAAGGAAAGCGAGAUUUGACCAAGGAAAGUGGAAAAGCAAGAGCACACACCACCACAUUAAGAAUGUGAGAGAAAUGCCAGGGAACAGAAAAGUGUGCGUGUGCACGUGUGUGUGUGUGUGUUGUGGUAGUCGUAAACACAUGGGUAAGCGAAUUUGAAAUGUUGAUAAUACCUACUACACGCACUAGUUGCUCUAGAAUAUUGAAAACUGUGUAAAACAAAAUACAGAAUUGGUUGGAGCAUACCGCGGACGAGCACGAGCGCGCGAGAUGAUAAGGAAAAAACAAAAAAAAACAAGAAACUAAAGAAAAUAUGUGAGGAAGUAACAAACAAUUGUUGUAAAAUAAGAUACAAAAUGGAGAAUAUCGAAAGAAAAGAGAAAGAGAGAGAGAGAGCUGUUACACACAUACGGGCGAAAAAACCGUGCGUCGUUACUAGAAGAUAUGGAAAAUAUGGAACAGUGAGAAUUGGAAGGGAGAGAAAAGUGUAGGAA
Molecule: messenger RNA, 15296 nt
Organism: Anopheles arabiensis
Lineage: Eukaryota; Metazoa; Arthropoda; Insecta; Diptera; Culicidae
Gene: Larp4B
Product: la-related protein Larp4B
Exons: 9
Coding region: 685-7821 (2378 amino acids)
Biological process (GO): positive regulation of translation
Cellular component (GO): cytoplasmic stress granule; cytosol
Molecular function (GO): mRNA 3'-UTR binding
Source: RefSeq, a predicted model, not a curated record